This is a messenger RNA of Bipolaris maydis ATCC 48331, 213 nucleotides long. RefSeq lists its product as uncharacterized. Gene Ontology annotation, cellular component: nuclear pore central transport channel. Gene Ontology annotation, molecular function: nuclear import signal receptor activity. NCBI's taxonomy places the organism in Eukaryota, Fungi, Ascomycota, Dothideomycetes, Pleosporales, Pleosporaceae. The record is from RefSeq and is a predicted model, not a curated record. Gene Ontology annotation, biological process: protein import into nucleus.
AACCUCCCUUUCCAGCAGAUACAACACCGCACGGAUACCGUUGACUGCCAGCCUGUAGACGACAGCGGCGUUGUUGUCCUGGUGACUGGCGCGCUCUUGGUCGAAGGCAACGACAAGCCCAUGUCCUUCACCCAAGUCUUCCAGCUGAGGAAGGACGGCGAGCAGUGGUUCGUUUUCAACGACGUCUUCCGUCUCGUCUAUCCCGCAGCCUAA